AUGCUUUUAUAUAACUUUGUACAAAUUGGAUGUAUUCAAAUAAGUCCUUGUGCAAAAUGGGAUAGGGAAGGAAUUACUCUAUUAGGAACAGGUAUAGCUGGUAAUUCUUCGAAAGAAUUAAAUGAACCAGUAGGUAUAUCUUUUUAUGAACCAACAAAUUCAUUGUAUAUUGCUGAUUAUAAAAAUGCACGAAUUCAAAUGAUAUUACUUAAUGAAUCAUCUGGAAAUGCUGUUACUGUAGUGACACAUUUAUUUUUUCCUCGACAUAUUUAUGUUGAUAAUGAUAAUGAUCAACCAACAAUUUAUGUAACACUUUCCGCUCAAAAUCGUGUUGAAAAAUGGAUAAGUAGAGCAUCGAAAGGUUUACAAAUAGGUAAUGAAUGUCAGAAAUGUGUUGGUAUAGCACUUGAUAAAGAUAAAAAUGUUUACAUCUGUGAUACAACCAGAGAACAAAUACUUAAAUGGUCACCAUAUACUAAUGAAACAACAAUAAGAGCCGGUGUAACAGAUCAUGAUGGUAAAGAUCCUAAUCUUCUUAGUACUCCACAAGGCAUCUAUGUCACUAAAACGGGUGACGAUAUUUAUAUAGCAGAUACUGGAAAUUCACGUAUUCAAAGAUGGUCAAAAGAUGCUGUACAAGGUAUGACUGUCGCUGGAUCAAGUGCUGGUAUUGCUGGUAAUGAUUCUGCUUCUUUACGUAAUCCAAUUGGUGUAUUUGUUGAUGAAACAACAAAUGUUAUCUAUAUUGCUGAUACAUAUAAUAAUCAGAUAAAGCGUUGGUUACCAAAUGCAAUUCAUGGUGAUGUCAUUGCUGGAAUUGGUGGACAAGGUGUUGGUCCAGAUGAAUUGAAUGUACCAACUGAUUUAACAUUUGAUAAUAAUGGCAAUCUUCUUGUUAGUGACUUUAAAAACAAUCGUAUUCAAUUAUUUCGAUUGAUAGAUAAUAAGUUAUGUUCAGCAUCAGACCGAAAUAUUAUACACAGGAUGAUUUUAAGUUUAUUAACUCUUUGGAUUAUUGUAAAAUUCAUGUAG
This is a messenger RNA of Adineta steineri, 1032 nucleotides long. The record is from the annotation of a GenBank genome assembly. Lineage: Eukaryota; Metazoa; Rotifera; Eurotatoria; Adinetida; Adinetidae.